Messenger RNA from Toxoplasma gondii ME49, 8463 nucleotides. RefSeq lists its product as hypothetical. The transcript is spliced from 5 exons. The record is from RefSeq and is a predicted model, not a curated record. The coding region runs from base 1 to 7137 and encodes 2378 amino acids. Lineage: Eukaryota; Apicomplexa; Conoidasida; Eucoccidiorida; Sarcocystidae.
AUGGCAUCGCUAAAGUCCUUCUACGGUGCCAAGUCCUGUGCACGCGCCGGACGUCCGGUAGUGAGAACUUGUGGUUUUCAGCUUUAUUCUCGGGAUCGUUCUCUCGGUUCUGGAGGCGCCGGCAGCUGUGCAGGCGGCAGCCCUCCCCGCCCACUGGGGAACGGUUCACGUUUCAUCCAUGAACGGGGAGCGGAGAGUAAAGCUACCUCUCCCGAUUGUUCGCGAGCUAGAAGUUCGUCUUCGUCGUUUGCAAGCAACGGCGAGCAACAACAAAUUGCGCACCGGGCGCGUGCAGAGUUCACAAAGGAGCUGUCAGAUCGUGAGACCUGCGGGUUGCCACCGAACUAUGAGGAUGUAGAGGAUUGGAAUGACGCAUUGUCGGCGUCUCGCUGGUCGACUCAAAGCAAUGGCGUUACGUCUGCCCGUGGCAUCAAUGGUGGUGACCGAAAAAAACUAUUCGGGGUCGCUAGCAGCGAAUGGAGAGAUCACGCCCCUCUUUGUUCCGUUCUUGACUCGCCUUCACCGUUGGUCGCCGCACUUGAGGGCCACACGGCAGUGGCUGGUGGGUUCCCUGUAACACCGGAAAGCAGUACAGACUCAGUGGCAACGGAUAAUGCUGAGUUUGAAGGACUCCGUUUCGUCAAACCAUGCGAGAGUUUGAGCGGUCCGUUCUCUGCCACCGCUGAAAUUGCGAAUCUAUCUCCCGACUUCAACAUCGAUAAGUUUCUUGCUGGAACACCAAAUAUAAUCGACGGAAACGGAACUAGUCGCCCUUCCUCCGACUCAGAAUUGUUUGUGGGCAGCUAUUUAGAAGACGGCAAAACGUCGACUUUCAUCGAUGAACCAAAAGUUACGGCACAGCAGCAGACGAACGAGAAAAACUUGACUCUUCUGCAGCAAGAUAUUUCUGCUCUAGAGGACCUGGUGGAGCAGACAGAUCGGAGACUGAAAGGACUGGGAGAACUCUCUCUCAUAACGGAAGAGUCAAAUUUUUCCGGUCCAACCAAGCAAUCUCUCGAACGAACGCCUCAAAAGGAUGCUGGAGAGCUUGAAGGCGUCACACGGCAGAUGCCCAAAUCUAUUCAAGCGGAUACGUCAGGAGUGGAGGUGUAUCUGCCGCCUGCCAGCAUACAAACUGACCAAUCUUCACAAACGGAUUUCGUUCCAGUUUGUCUUUCGCAAAAAAGAGACUCUCCGAGGAAGGAAGUGGGAGAGGAAGCCGAGGUAGGGCGUCAAGACAAACCUGUCACUGGAGGCGUUUUGACCAAGGGCAGAAUGACACUGGCGAGCUUGAAAAGCGACCGCAACCCAGGAGAUGAAGGCAGAUGUCACGGUGCAUCCGGGGCACUCAACGGCGCUGGAUAUGAGCGGCAUUGCCUCUCUAGGCCGGUUGUCAAUGAAGGAACGGGGACCAUAAGAUCUGAUCCGCAUGCGCGGAUCGCCAAUUUGAAUGAGGCCCUUCACUACGGCGGCACAGCUUCCCGAUUGCCAGAGGCACUUCGCAGAAUAAAUAAAGAUCGACAAGGAACCAGAUACGGCGAACUACUCAUAUCAGCCCCGUCCGGAGGCAGAGUCAACCUGAAUCCUUGUUCUGUGUCCGCUCCCUCCGAUCUGGCAUUGCUUUCCGCCAGCCUUCAAAAACCGGACGUCGAGCAAGCCGAGCCUUCGGCUACCUACCCUCUCGAAAGGUCCAGGCAGGUCUAUGCUGUGAGGUCUUCUCCGCGAUCCCAGCCCCGGAGCUGUCCCGGUGGCUUCGUCCUACUAAACUCGAGGCCCAAGAGGAAAUUUAAAAAAGUGGUAUGGGUCGAGUCUGGCUCCACAGCGGAGAGCCGUGAUGAUGACGCGCAACAUGGAUUGUGCUGCCACAGUGAAGAUUCCUCGCAUCGCUGUGCCUCGGGGUCCGACUACUCCUGUCAUUGCCAUUCCGGUGUCCCCCGCUGGCGGAGCAGCCGCGAAGAAAUCCACCGGUGCCGUUCAGCGAGGGAAGGAACCUGUCGAGCUAGAACGGCGUUUCUUGACGUUGUCACAGGGGACUCAACGGACUAUGCGCAUCGCCUCCCUUCACUGUCAGUGAAUGGCCGGAUCAGUGAAGCAGUUGACAGGAGAAAAGCGGUUCUUCCUUUCCCGCAAUCUCCUAGAAGAUGGGAUGAACUGGAUUCGUUAGGAUCCAGCUUCGCAGAGGCUGAAGCGCGUUGUGGUACUCAACAGAACGGACAGAAUCGAAAGACAAUACCCCUCAAUGCCCCGUCAGAAAUGUGUGUCCUGUCAGGAUACAACACUCGUCCUUCUGUCCGCGAAAAAGCACAGCGCAUGCUCCAGCCAUACCCAUACGUCGAGGACUGGACAGACACAUCUUCGGCAGCUUCUGGAUUUCCUCCAGACGGUCACUGGCAACCACACGGAACUCCGCUAGAAGAUGGCAUUGACUUGAUCCAGGAUCUUGUUGACAAAGACCCUCGGUCUCGGUAUUGCAGCAGAGAAGGCGUCCUGAACCAACCCGGAGGUACACACGCUGCGGGUGAGCAGCUUUACCACCACCGCGGACAUCCAUGGACUGCACAACAUUACGAUUCUGAAAAGAUCAAGGUAACCAUCGAUGCUUUAUCCCCCCUCAGUCCUUGCGGAUUAUUUAGACCGUGGCAGAUGCAAGGCAGUCGUCUGCGGUUUGAACGGGAUCCAAGCGAGGAUGAGCGUACCCGCUGCCGCCGCUGUGUGACAGGAACCCCUGGCGGUGAUUUUCUGAAGCACAAAGCCCCACAGUGUGCCUCACCGGCAAAGGAUGAUUCACUGGACAAAGUGCCUUGGCUGCAGGUGUCCACCGGCACCUGCAGUGCAAGGGUCUGCCAUGACACCACACCGAAGCACAAGGAAGAAAACCAACGAUCCGAAAGGGUCUCUCCAACCGUGAACAUCACCGAACAAGGGAUCCAGACUUCAGCACACAAUGAUCCAGAUCCCAUCUGUUCCCCUUGUGAUCACCAUGGAAAGAAACAGGAUGUCUCUAGUCAAGUGUCUCCGUCACGCAAGGAUCUGGUGCCCAAAGGCACAGGCAGUGGAACGAGGGAGAAUCCUGUCACGGCUGUGUGUGAGAGAUCUAGCUCACAAGUUCAGAGUGUCCAGCCAUCGCUUAUGCACCUAACGAGCGAGACAGUGCACAUGCCCAGGCCAUUGUGUCACUCGCCUAAAGAAAAAGUCAGUCUGCUUCAUCGCAACGAUAAUUCGGCCUUCGGACCUACAUAUCCGACCCAGCAACCACGGAGGCUACGCCAAUCGCCACGCCCGCUGCUCAUGAACGACGCAGCCAUCUGUACGUCCCCAGUUUUCCGCAGAGAUAUUGCUACAGGUGCUUCUCCAAGAUCCAUGGAACGGGAUGGAAAGGACAGAUCAUCUGCCGGAGGAGUCGCCGCCACUCCCGCUCUGCGGCGGAAUUCUACUCAGGCAGCGUUUGAUUCUUCCCAAAUCGAGGAUCCAUUUGACGUCCAGCAGAUCUUAGCCCAAAUUUCUCCAUUGGGACGGGAGAAAACCCACUCAAACGGCAACUGUGAAAACGGGAACACAAGUCAACCUUCAGGAGGCAACCUGGUGGAAAACAGUGGCAGCCAUGUGCGUCAGCCAACUUCAGACGCGCAAGGAACCUUCAGUCUCCCAGCGACAGAAGUUCUUGAAGUCGCUGAGGCAUGCCAUCAAACAGGCAAGUCAAAGAGCAACGAAACGUGCGAAGAAAUCAUUAGCACACUGAACCAGACAAUCAGGAGGAUUGAAGGACGCACGCAGAGGCACGAGGACUCUCUACCGUUGCCAGACAAGGUGACCAGACAAGAGGACAGCGGCGGCAUUUUCCUAAACAACUCCUCAUGCUUGCGGGAGCUCUCAACUCCAGACAGAUGUGGCUGUCUGGCUGUCUCCGAAGAGCCCCUGGGACUGGACACCCCGGCUUUGGCUGCACCGGAAGCCUCUUUGAGUCGCCACCACCUGAGUCUCGAGCUAAAGGAGGUCCAUGAGAUGCUGAUAAAACUCAUGGAGCCAGAUGUUGAAACACCGGAGAACCUGUGCAGAAAGCAUGCGCUUGAUAUGUCGUCUCCUCUAAACACUGCCGGCCACUUACCAACUUGCACAGAGCGACAGUGCGAAUCGUUUCUGUUGCCGAAUGCGGGACGCCGGCAUAACUGUUUCUCUGCAGAAGACGUUCAGUUCUCGGGGCCUGCGGUGUGCACACAUCCGUCGGCGAGGGCUUCACGACGCGCUGCUAGGCCAGCGGGCGCCGCGAAAUCUGACGGGUGUGCAAGUCUGGCAUUCUUUGAAAGUCCUGUUCGAGUGGAAAGGGAGGCGCUAGGAGCGUGGGCACUAAACACUGCCCACAGCGACACAGAAGACGCUCUGAGGGCCUCGCUCGAGCGGCAACGCCAUGGACGAGGGGGUCGGCCGUCACUCCUUUCGCGCGCGACAACGUGGGUUUUGGGAGAAAAUCGAACGAAAUCUCAUGGGACCCAUUCAAGUACGAUCGUGUCGCAGAGAUGCAGCGCCGCACGUUCCAUAAAGAGAGCUCGUUCUAUGCCAGUCCCCGCUGAUCGAGGGGCGAGGCGAGGAUGGAUACAUGAGCCUCGGCUGCAAAGAAUGCGGCCUCCUGACGACAUAUGCGUUCGGCGAAAAGCUGGGGAGAGAAAACGAAUUCCAUCCCUAGAGGUGUUCUCAGCAGUUGCAGAGCAGCCAGAGAUGGCUCGGCUGCGACCAGCAGAGAAAGCACUCGCGUGUAAAAGAGCGGUCCCGCCGAUCCGACAUAACAACAAAGAAGAGCUUCGAGUUUUCUUCCCCGAAGGUAGCAUCUCGACUGCGAGUACUGCUUCGGAUCCUGGAGAUUCCGGCGUACUAACGGAAAAAUCUCAGAGCUGGGACAGUGUCCAAGGCCUGGAGUCGCGAUUCCCAGAAGAGAGGCAGGUUUUCUCGCCAGGAUGUUAUCCCGCGAAGUCGUCGUCACUGCGAAGCACUUCGAGGGGUCGUCUCGAAAGGCAUGCGGGGCGACACAAGCCCCCCGACUUGGCUGAUGUCGUGUGGCAAGAAGGUUCAGCGGCCGAUCUAAGAUACGACGAACGGAGAGGUCGUGGUAGUUUGAGUCUCUGUCGGGAGAAGCCUAAACACACUUGCUCGCGCAGUUCGUAUUCUCGGACAGAGGAGCAAAAACUCCCCGGACAGACAGCUGGAGGAUUAGGAAGACAGCGGCGCCAAUUCACACCAAAAAGUGCCAGCUUGCGGCCAUCCUUGGAACAUGGACAGAAUAGCGCAGAGGCAUCCAGGACAGCACAGUCCAAGUCUUGUUGUCUCUGCGGGGUCAGCAAAGAGUAUUCGACUCCUCUGAAACCGAUUCGAUCGGAGGAAAGCGAGUUUCUACGGAAAGCCAUGUCUUGUGACGCCAGAAAACCCUCUGACGGCUUCGGCGCUCAUUGCCGCCGACAAAGCCCCGAGGCAACAUUACUGCGUGGCUCCUCGUCUACCGUUCGAAUGCAUGGUGUGCAGGGUAACCUGCGCCACGGCUCACUAAGGCCGCAGACACUAAAUCGGGAAGGCAGAACACUUUCGCGGGGAUUCUCGGGGCAGUACUGCCGGCAAAACCUUUCGGGUGAUCUGGCUGGCGUGCAGUCGACACGGCAAGCGCAGAAGAAUGUUCAGGAGGAGGGAAACCACUCCUACCAAAACAGGCUUAUUCCAGAAGGAGGGAUGGAACCUAGAGAACUCCGUGGGUGUUCCCGGCCAGAUGUGGCUACCAUGCCGCGGAAGCCAAGCACACCAUCGAGGAACUCGUCAAGAUCGACAAGAUCCAUUUCGAAUACAGGGAAAAGUCUACAGAUGCUAAAACAGUCUUUACGUUAUACAUACACCAGGGACAGUACCGGUGAAAAGGUUCGUCUCUCACAGGCAAAGGAAAGGCCAAUCGUCUGCAGCGUGUCCCAUGCUGAGAGCCAGACGUCGCGUCCGCACACGAUUAUUUCCGGUUCGGCAAUAAGCAUAGAUUUGAACCCACGAGUCUCCCCUCAGCCCCCGCAGUCGUUUGAUCAAAGUGAAGAAAUGUCUAACCGCUGCGCGGACACUUUCCCUGAAAAACGUCCAAGCCACAGUGACCCUCAUAGGGGAGACAAACACCCCACGUGUUGUUCCAGUUUACGAAACACAGAGCUUGCAAAAAAGGACGUCGAAGUUAAUGCUGGCUUUGAGCAGGAGCAGCCAAACGUGGGUCCGCAAGAAAUCGCCUCCAGUAUGCUUGCGGAAGGCGUCAGGAGUGCGUUGAGUGACCUUGACUCGUCAGCGGAGGGUCUGCAUGCAUCGGCUGCAGAAGUCUUGCCGCCAGAGGGCGACACCCUAGGAAGCUUUAGAAGCAGCUCUGGCGCAGAGAAACCAGCUUUAGCCCCCGAGCCCCGAGUUUAUCCGGUGAGAAGUAUGCGAGCACGGGUGCAGGCAAGUGUGAGGAAACGGAAGAGCCAAGAAAGAGUGCGACGAUCUUUCCGAUUCGAAGAAAGCGACAGCACACCGGGCGCAAACGGCGUUCUAACUGAAGAACAUGUGUCGGGCGUCACAGGCGCUUCCUUCGAAAGCUCGGACGCGAGAAUAAUCCAAAGAAACGAAGACGAAACCCAGCAAAAUAAUGUGCUACGAGCUUCUCCUAAAAGAAUUAGUGCGUGGGGUGUCCGAGAAACAUCCGUGGAGUUGAAGAGCUCUCUUGUCGACGAAGAAAGCGAUGUGGCAAACAAGAGACCCGCUGUGAACUACCGGCAGGAUGUGGCUGUCGGUCGCAGUCCUCCGUCAUCGCUUACCCCGAGUUGGUGUUACGGCCAAGCCGUAUCGCUGUCCGGAAAGACUCCUACUUCUGUCGAGUUGGACGCAACAGAAAUCUCCUCAUGCGAUUCAGAGAGCGACGGAAGUGUUGGCAGGGAGGCAGGUAUCAGCCGUCAGUGCGUCACGGUGGAACCACGGAGAGGCAUCCGGUUUAAAAAAUGCAGUUCAUUCGGCCAGAGUGGUGAGGAAAAGUGCGAGGCAGAGCCCACUGAAGAGUCUAGCAUGGGCGCUCUCUGGAAGGAGAGCUCGCGGUCGGCGAACUCCGUUCUCGAGAUUGACAUGCGGGAAACAGCCACAGAGGAGAAACAGUAAGGCAUCCUCCUAUAGCAUUUCGUCAGUCAGGAGGGAAGAAACAUUUUUCUGGAAUUAAAGUGUUCUAUUUUACGUGCAGGUGUACACAGAAGUUUGUGCGUGUGUCAUAGUAGGUACAGCCUCCUGUUAACGGGCUGAAGAGUCUCUUGCCGUGGGGGGAUGCGCAAACAUGAGAUACGAGUGUCUAGCAAGGCAUGCACGUUACCGUAGAUACACCUGGAAGAAUGCAACCGCCAGCGUGCAAGGGUUUUCUCUGGUGAAGAUAAUGAGAAGACGCUUGCGCGCUUUUGCUGCCCAGAAUGCCUGCCCGUCGUGUGCGGCUCUGGCCAUCCGUAGGAAGCCGAAAUACCUCCUCUGAGUGUCGUCCUGUUGUUCCAUAUUCAAAAUGUAAGAAACGACAAAGCUGCAGUAGCAGGACGAAAUCUCCAGUGCUGGAGUAUUCGCAAUGAGCAUCACCGUCCUCUGCCGGUGAUACCGGUGAUACUCGGAAGAGGCUUCGACGUUUCUUUCUCUCCUUUCGCUGUGGGUUUCUAUCGCCCUUGACAUCUGAACGGUCAGAAAGCUGCGCGAAAGGCGGCAGAAGGACUUCUCCAACUACCUCUCCCGUAGAUAUGGAGAGUCUUACGGAAGCUUAUCAGCGGAAUCACCCGAUGCGUCACGCAGCCAGACACCGGCACCUGGCCAUCUCGAGACCUGUACUUCCAGGACGAGCCCCGAGAGGACCAGAGUGCUUGGUGAAUUCGAGGUCCCGUACCGCAGCUAUCCGCUUUCCCCAGAAAAAACAAACAAGCGUUCAACGCACCCCCUCAUGAGGUCGUUUGGCUGUGCAUCCAAUCGGGCAGUAAUUCUCAACGCUCUACAACAUGCUUGUCUUGCUGGUGAGACGUGCCAAGUUUCGUAGCACCACGCGACCAGUCUUGAGAUCGGAAACACUGGCAUUUUUCUCCAUCACGGAUCCGACUGGUGUUGGGGUCCUUUCAUAUCCGGCCAAUGUCUAGAAUCAUAGACUGGCCACCGAACAUCGCUUUUCUUUUGUUUUUCAAAGACGGCCGUGUGGCAAACUUCUUCCGAUUUUUUUCAGGGGAAGUUAACCGGUCAAGACGUGAACGUCUGAUUGCCUGUUUCAAGGACCAGUGGGCAGAGUGUCGGGUCUUUAUCAUUCUGUUGAAAGGCCCUGGCCAACGUCAUGAACUUCGUGCACUGUAUGCUCUCGAUGCGGAAAGAGGCUUUGUUAAAGUGAGAAAUCACAUCCUUUCCAUUAAAAAUAACAUCGGGUACAUUUCGAGUGGUCGCUAAUGCCCCGAAAUCUCCCACGGUGGCUUGGCC